AUGGACGGCGAAAGUGGGUACGACGGUGGAUCAGAAGCUUCUGCUGCUGCUUCUUCAGCGAUAAGCCAUUCCGAUUGUAAGCCGAAGAAGUCUUGUGAGAUAUGCGGAAGUAAUGCCAAUGCGCAUGAGAUAAUGAUAUGCUUCAGGUGCCAAGAAACAAGAGAGCAUACUUAUUGCGCGAGGGUAAAGUUAGAAAGUGUUCCUCCGAUGUGGCUAUGUGAAGUCUGCCGUCGUCCUAAUCCCUCAAAUGUCAUAGAUCUUGCUACUGAUCCAAGAGCUAAUCAAGUGGAACAAGAAGCUGUGGAUAGCGAAGAUUCGGCUGAAAUUGUUGAUCAAAAUGCUGCUCAGUCAUCAAGGACUAAUCAAGUUGUGAAUAACGAAGCUGGUCCAUCAUCAUCAAGAACUAAUCAAGUGGGAAAAGCUGCGGACAAUGCAAGCAACGAAUCUUCUCCUCCUAAUUCCUGA
Molecule: messenger RNA, 465 nt
Organism: Microthlaspi erraticum
Lineage: Eukaryota; Viridiplantae; Streptophyta; Magnoliopsida; Brassicales; Brassicaceae
Source: the annotation of a GenBank genome assembly